AUGGCAGACUCAUCCGAAGCCCCACGAUCGACAGUAUCACCUUCGGCAUCGAAAGCUGCUACGCCUGUGAGAUCGAACCCAGGAUCCCCUAAGUCCAACACAGCUUCGCCGAGGUCCAAGACUGCUUCACCACGAGACCCUAGCUCACCAGCAGUUCGACAAGAUGCUGCUGAAAUCGAGGCCGAGGACACCGAUAGUUUGCACGGUGGCAACCCAGUCACCGAUGAUCAGCUGUCGUCAUAUACGGCAUCAUUGAGUUCAAGCGUUGUUGACUACCCCGUCGAACACGGACGUACCUAUCACGCUUUUCGCUCAGGAGCAUAUUAUGCCCCCAACGACGAGGGCGAGCUCGAUCGACUUGACUUUCUCUCGACGUUGGUUUUUAGGGUGAUUGGACAGCCCUACCUUGCCCCCAUUGAGAAAGACAAGGUCCAGCGCAUUCUUGACAUUGGUACUGGUACUGGGAUCUGGGGAUGGGUCGAGUUUCAGGACUGGGAUCUGCUGUACCGCUCAGAUGACGGUACUAUCACCGAUAAGCAUGAGAGCUUGAGAAUGGUGAAGAUUUUCAUCGAUGUGUGCAGACAGAUAGGCCGCGAGGCCUGUCCAGGCCCUCUUCAGGAGCAACUAGCCAGGGACGCCGGAUUUGUCAACAUCGUUCAUCAAAAGUUUAAGGUUCCGAUCGGCCCUUGGGCCAAAGAUCCCUACUACAAGGAUAUUGGUACCAUGAACCUGAUUUGCGUCCUAGAGGGGCUUGAGGCGUUUUACUUGAGACUCCUGACGGGGGUCCUCGGUUGGAGCCGUGAGGAGGUUUUGGUGACUUUAGCAACCGUCCGUAACGAGUUAAAGUCUGGCACCUUUCAUGCCCACAUGGAGUUGUAA
Colletotrichum aenigma is the source of this 879-nucleotide messenger RNA. It is a transcript of the gene tdiE-8, whose product is annotated as putative methyltransferase tdiE. NCBI's taxonomy places the organism in Eukaryota, Fungi, Ascomycota, Sordariomycetes, Glomerellales, Glomerellaceae. The record is from RefSeq and is a predicted model, not a curated record. The transcript has 6 exons. The coding region runs from base 1 to 879 and encodes 292 amino acids.